GAUUUGCGUAUGUGAGUCCCCCAGCGAACGGUUCAAGCGAAACAGUAACAAUUAAAAAUGGUGAUGAUUUCAAUUUCUCUUGGAAAAAAGAUUCGGAUUCAGACGUAACCUCCGUGACAGAUGUUGAAUUAUUUCUCAUGAAUGAUAAGAAUGCAACAUGGCUCGGAGUCAUAUGGAAUGAUGGAAUCAAGUUUUCUGGCGAUAGUGCUUCGGCUAAAGUUAAAGUCGCAGUUCCUAGCGGCACAUCAUUACCCAACACCUUUAAGUUCAGAAGUUGGGCAAACACGGCGAAAGGACCAAAUUGUAUAGCUUUUAGUGUCGAUUUCAAGAUAACUCAAUGA
Molecule: messenger RNA, 341 nt
Organism: Acaulospora morrowiae
Lineage: Eukaryota; Fungi; Glomeromycota; Glomeromycetes; Diversisporales; Acaulosporaceae
Source: the annotation of a GenBank genome assembly